UUGUGGCUAUUUACUGUCAGAGGGAUGUAACAAGAAWUGCUGGAUUUAUUUUGAACACAACUUCACUGGAAGGAGUUGCCCUCUCUCAGCAUCAAAUUUAUGAUCUAAGCUGCAACACUUAAUGAGAAUUUAAAGCAAAAUGAAAUCCUCGUGACUUGAACAUGCAGGAAAUGCGUUGAGUUUGAAUUAUUCGCGGACGGACUUGGUGAUUGUCGCACAGACGGCUGAGGAUGGUGGAGCGGUCGGACCGAGCCCGUUUGCUGGACUGGGAGGAGGUCCCGUCCGCGGAGAGACCGGGCGGCGAGGCGCCGGACGGACCGCCGAGCCCCUCCAGCGGCCGAGCCUCGUCGGGAUGCCCGGGGUUUGGGUGGAGCGGCGGACCGGCGGGGGGUCCCGCUCCCAGCUCAGACGGCUUCGGCGCCCCGCCCGCGACCUCCGGCGCCCCGGCGGCCGCGGAUGAAGCGUUGCCUCCCGACAAGGAGGCGCAUCUGUCGGAUUCAGGGGCGMGGGAGGCGUCGCUGCAGGACAGGAUGGUGAAGUGGGAGGAAAAGGACCAGAUUGUGUCCGUCUUUGUAGUUACAUUCAACACCAGAACAGGAAACAUGUUGGAGUGGUGUCUGCCYAAAGACAUGGACCUGGAGGGAGUAGAGUUCAAAGCCAUUGCCAGCGGCUCCCACCGAGUCACGACGGACUUCAUCUACUUCAGGAAGGGCUGCUUCUUCGGCCUCGCUUGCUUUGCCAACAUGGCYGUGGAGAGCACGGAGGAGAGGGGGGCGAGGAUGAAGUCGGUCGGGAUCCUGUCCCCUUCCUACACCCUGCUCUACCGCUACAUGAGCUUCCUGGAGCAUCAAGUCAGGCUCCAGCUUCAGUCCCCUGGACACUAUUCCCCCCUGGAGGCCUUCUAUGAGGACAAGCGAGCUCUGCUGCCCCCCAGUGGAGAGAGUGUUGUUACUGCAUUACCCUCCAAUGCAUGGGGAGCUGCCAUUAACCACAGCAUGCACCCUGAAAUGAAGAUCACCCAUCCUGCAGGCUGCAUGUCUCAGUUCAUCCGCUUCUUUGGGGAGCAGAUCAUGGUUCUCUGGAAACUGGCGCUGCUCCGCCGGCGCAUCCUCAUCUUCUCUCCCCCACCUGUGGGCGUGGUCUGCUACAGAGUGUACUGCUGCUGCUGCCUGGCUAACGUCUCCAUCCCCGGGGUGGGCAUGGCCGUGCCCGAGUUCAGACCCUUCUUCUACGUCAAUGUCGCCGACAUCGGCGUCCUGGAGAACGAGCUGUCCUACGUGGCAUGCACGACUGAGAAGAUCUUCGAGGAGAAGAAGGACCUGUACGACGUUUACGUCGACAACCAGAACGUGAAGACGUACAGGGACGGCCUGAAGCCUCUGCUCCGCCUCAGCGCCGCAGACAGAGAGAAGUACCGCAAGCUCACCGAGCAGAGGCAGAUGUUGCUGUAUUCCCAGGAGGAGAAUGGAGACUGUGUGUCCAGUGAGGAGGACCUCUUUAUUUUGUUCUUCCUGGAGCAGAACAACAGGAUUUUCCAGACUCUGAGCGAGGUGGCAGGAAGCUCAGACCCCACCAUCACUCAGGAGAGCGUGAGGGCCAUGGGUCUGGACCCACACGGGGACCGGCUCUUUCUGCUCCACCUGCUGGAAAUCUAUGGCUACGACAGCCUGCUGGUCUCAGAGCAGCUGUGCUGCAGCUGAGAGACGCUCUGCUGGGUUUUAUCCUCAACGUCUUCAGGACCCUGUCUGAACCUGCUGCAGGCCCCCCAGAGUAAUAUUCAGCUCCUGCUGGUGGUUUCAGUUGGUUUAAAAGCUCUAACUUCAGACUGAAAGAGUUAAACUAAUACAGACUGCAGAGAAAGAUCCAGCUGAAGAUAAAUCUAGGGACGUUUGCAGUCAACGUGCACUGAAAACUAAAAAUGAGAGAGCUGGGUUUUCUGUAAAUAAUGCCGAUUUGUCCUUUGUGUACGGUGUGUGUGUGUGCGUGUGUGUGUGUGUCAGUAUGUUUGAUCUGGGUCUGAAUCUGUCCCAAUGUAGUGCUUUAAGUGCUGGAUUUAAGCCUCUAAAAGAAAAUCAGGACCUCUGUUGUGUCAAACUGCCUUCAACUCGACGGAUCAUGUCUGUAACAUUAAACUCGCCGCUCAGA
Austrofundulus limnaeus is the source of this 2145-nucleotide messenger RNA. RefSeq names its product protein LCHN. Lineage: Eukaryota; Metazoa; Chordata; Actinopteri; Cyprinodontiformes; Rivulidae. Gene Ontology annotation, cellular component: cytoplasm. The transcript has 9 exons. The record is from RefSeq and is a predicted model, not a curated record. The coding region runs from base 231 to 1700 and encodes 489 amino acids.